Messenger RNA from Rhineura floridana, 2941 nucleotides. RefSeq names its product dehydrogenase/reductase 1 (gene DHRS1). The transcript has a single exon. NCBI's taxonomy places the organism in Eukaryota, Metazoa, Chordata, Lepidosauria, Squamata, Rhineuridae. The record is from RefSeq and is a predicted model, not a curated record. Bases 546 to 1544 code for a protein of 332 amino acids.
UCCUGCCCUGGAAAAACACGCGUGCAGCUGUCUUUUAUUUGGACAGCUUGCAUUGCGGUUAAACGAGUGCUUUCAAACAGAUGUUAUAAGUAGCCAUUCGGCACCUUUUCCCGGUGUGGAGAAUGGCCGGCUGGAUUUCCACCUGCAGUGCAACUUUUCACGGCGAGGAGCCUUUGCACCUGAGAAGGGGGGGUGGAGGGAGACAGAAACCCGAAAGCCGGCAGUUCUGAAACGCAAAAGACGCAGAGGAUUUGGCUGUGCUGUUUGGGGCUCGAACAGGGGGAGGUACCCUUCCUGGUAAAGGAGUCGUUCCCGAAUUCCAAGCUCGGGAGGCGAAGCUCUGGCACGCGCUGAUCGAGAAACUCCGGCACUUGAGCCUCAUCAGCCUCCGCCCUACUCGUUCGCGGGAGGGGCAACGGGAACGGUAUUUAAGCAAGGCGCCUCAACUUGCACUGCUACUGGCCCACCAUCCACUGGUCCAACGCAAUCCAGGCCUAGAAGUUUGCCAGUUGCCUUUUUUCACCGCCGCCGCCCUCGCCGCCGUAAUGGCGGGUAUCACUAGGCCUCUGUCGGGGCAAGUGUGCGUGGUGACAGGGGCCUCCCGGGGCAUCGGGAAGGGCAUUGCACUGCAGCUGUCGGAGGCGGGCGCCACCGUGUACAUCACGGCCCGUCGUCUGGAGGCUUUGGAGAAAACGGCGGCCGAAGUACGAGGCCGAGGCGGGAAGUGCGUGCCGGUGGUGUGCGACUCUUCUCGGGAGGAAGAAGUGGCAGCUCUGUUCGACCGCGUGCGGCAAGAGCAGGCCGGCCGUCUGGACCUGUUGGUCAACAACGCCUUCUCCGGGGUGAGUGCCCUCUGUGAAGAGAUGGGCAUGCCCUUCUGGGAGGCCUCAACCUCCCUCUGGGACCAGGUCAACAACGCAGGCCUGAGAGGCCACUACAUCUGCUCAGUCUAUGCUGCCCGGCUCAUGGUGCCUGCUGGGCGCGGGCUCAUUGUCAUAAUCUCCUCCCCUGGUGGGCUGCGUUACAUGUUCGACGUUCCAUACGGGGUGGGCAAGGCUGCCUGCGACCGCCUGGCUGCAGACUGUGCCGUGGAGCUACGCCCUUUUAGUGUGGCCUGUGUGGCCCUAUGGCCUGGCCUAGUUCGCACCGAAACCGUGCAAAAGGAAGCCGAGCAAAACCCCGAGCCCAUCUUCCAGAUGAUGAAGAAGAAACUGGCCACCAUAGGAGAAACCACUGAAGUAAGCGGGAAGUGCAUAGUUGGCUUGGCCUCAGAUCCCCAUGUAAUGCGCCACAGUGGUAAGGUUCUCCUCAGUCCAGACCUUGCCCGCCUUUACCAGUUCAAGGAUGUGGACGGGAGGGAUGUCUUCAACUAUGUGUCACUACGAGAAGUCCUUACAGAACUGAUGCCCAAAUUGGCUGGCCUUCUCCGCCUCAUACCUGGAUUCAUCACCAUCCCUAAGUGGGUUCUAGCCCUCUAUGCUAGCAAGUUCUCUGUGUAUCCGCCCGUUAAGCCUGUUUACACAAAAUCAACCAAAAAAGCCUGAGAUGUACAUUGUACAGAGUUAUGGAUAUACCUUAACAUUAGAAUUUAGAAAUGUUACGUUGGUAUUUUCUUGGCUCCUGAAUUGUUUUAAUUCCUUUGUCAUCAUUGUUUGCAAUGAGAAGUAUUUCCAAAUUUGAUUUGGAAAUGUUUUUAGCAAGAGUUUCGGAAUUUGCCUCUCAUACUAAGGGCUUACUACAAGUACGAUUCCUAGAAUCCAAUCCUUCUGUCUGCACUAUUCUCCUUAGUUUGUCAGAAAGCUGUUAACAGUUUCCUUGUAAUUCUGUAUUCAGUUAUUAGUCCAGGUCCUGGGACUUUUGGAUGUAACUUUAGUCAUUCAUGUAUUUCAGAUGUGAUAGAACUAGCCAAGCUAGCUACUCUAUUAAAUAUAUUUGUUCUGGAAGAUUUUGUAGUAACUGUCUUGACUGUGAAACAGACCUUUUUCUUGGUAGCAUCGCUCCAUAUUUAUCAAGGAGGAAAUGCCUUUUGGAUCUAGAAGAUCACCCCAGUGCAAGAAGGGAGGAUUCAUUUUUGUGAUAUGAACAACACACACAAACUGCCCAGAUAACCUAGAGUCUACAACCCUAUGUAAUCUGAUGACAUAUUUGGGCAAAAAACCCUUACCAACUUCAUAAUCUCUUAAGCUCCAUUUAAAAAGCUGUGUGAUAUUUUACAAUUUAUUUAGAAGACAGAUCUAGGCUUGAGAGAAAAGAUGUGCUCUGGGAUAAUGAGUGCUUAACUCUUAUAACCUUGCACUUUCAAGCCUCAGCUCACUUCUACCAUUACUUUGCAAGGGUAAAAUAAGUUACACCAAAUCCAUCCAAACUAUGCAACCUCAGUUAAACUGUAGAUACAACACAGCUGUUCAGGUUUUAACCCUACCGAUGGCUAUGAUUUGAUUCUCAUAUUUUGCUUCCAAUUACAACAAUUAGACUAUCCAGGUUUUUUUUUUUAAUAACUGCAUUAGAAAACAUGGUAUGAAGUUGCUCAUAGCCAGUCCAGGGAAAUGAGGCUGGUAAAACUACCUAGGGUAUCUCUUUCCACCACCACCUGUUACGAGGCAGGGCCAUGGAUCCUACUAAACUACAAUUCCCACCCCCACCUAAGGGUAUGGCUGGUUAUGCUUUUCCAAGAGGUUUUGUGCGAAGAGUAACAAGGGCAGUAAUUAAGAUACAAAACUAAAGCUACGGCAUAAAUGUUCUGCAUAAAUGUUAUCUUGUUCUUUGGCAAAUUUCCCUCACCUACAGUGAAUCCCAUUGUUUGUUAGGAGCCUUAGUUUUCAGGGUCAGUUAGAGAUACACAUACACAACAUCACCAGACUUUUCUACCCCCCCUUGGCAGGAGGGGGAGAGAGGAAAAAGUCUUUUAAAAACCGAGGCUUGAAGGCAGAAAAAAAAGAAA